GUGGGUGGGGGGACUGAGAUGUACUAUUGUAGUUUCACUUUCAUGCAGUGAAGAAACGAAACUUAAUUAUUAUGUAAAUGUCGUUUUUGAUACUCCCGGUUCACCUGAAGGACUUAUAAAAGCUUCGGCAAACAGGAGUGGGUCAGAGUUUUCUGUAUCGGUGGCGAAAGGCACUUUAUUCCGUCUCCUCUCACAUCUAUUUGCCGGAUCUUUACCGCGAGGACAGCGAGGAUGAAGUAUCUCCUGGUGCUCGGGUCGCUGCUGCUCCUGAGCGUUUCGUACGGAGACGGCCUGCGAUGCUAUCACUGCGAUGCAAGUUUAACGCCGUGCGUGUCUGGCGCGCGGACCUGCGCUGGAGCCGACGAGCGGUGCUACAAGGGCGUGGCCCAGGCGGGGGGGCAAAAUGUCUACCUUGCCGGCUGCCUCGCACCUUUAGGCUGCAAGUUCAACAUAGAGCAAAAUUACCUGGGCUUCCCCGUCUCCUUGAAGACCUUCUGCUGCACGACCGACCUGUGUAACGCGGCCCGGCUGUCAGAAUGCCUCCGUUGACCGGCGCGGCCCUGGCCUUUGCCUGGUUGGCGUAUCUGCUGUAAAGCCGAGGCCUCCCCUACUCUCGCUGGAGCUCCACAGCGUCCACCCAUCGCACCGUGACUCUCUGGGCUCGUUGGACGAUGGGUGUUUCGGGUGGCGGGGGGGUGGGGGGGUAACGGGGGGGGGAGAAAUACUGUUUAAAUUUCAUGCCGCGAGGGGGAACGGGAUGCGAAUGUAUCACAGGUCAUUCUUUGCUUCGAACAAAUGAUGAAGGGAAACCUUCACGUACAGGUCAGUUGUCCCGCGGUUCGCGUCAACCGACCUGUGUGAUGGGGCUUCAGGUACCAGAACGCCUGUUGGUGGUUCCGGUCUUUGGCCGAAUUGGCUUCUC
Molecule: messenger RNA, 922 nt
Organism: Callorhinchus milii (elephant shark)
Lineage: Eukaryota; Metazoa; Chordata; Chondrichthyes; Chimaeriformes; Callorhinchidae
Product: sperm acrosome membrane-associated protein 4-like
Exons: 3
Coding region: 232-549 (105 amino acids)
Source: RefSeq, a predicted model, not a curated record